AUGGCCCGGCCUAAGAGCCAGAACGCAGAGCCUGGCUUGCAGAGGCCGGACUCAAGGUGGGGCUACAGCAAGGACACGCUGACUAAAGUCCUCGCUUACAUCAGGGACGAGGCACCCAUCGUGAUCCAUGUCGACUUGGUGAAGUACGUUUCGUCCUUUCAAGCCGACACCCACUACCGAAAUCAGUUCGAGACACGGACGACGGGGGGCUCAAGCGACCUUGGCAAGCGGAAGGCCUGGGAAAGCCGGCUCUUCCCCGAAAGCUACGACGAGGCGCAGCACUUUGACCGUGUCAAGUACGGCGUCCUGAACGCUGUGAAUGACCCGCGUGGUAUUGUUUCGGUGGCCAAGCAGUACGGACAGGACUACCUUGUGCUCCGGGGUGCCCGGCUGCGAACCACUUUUUCGGACCGAGACUCCUGCACACAAGGGCAACAAGCUUCUUGCGAAUGGUAUGCCCACGUUCUGGAGAAGUACACAGAUGCCGAGCUUCAGGCAGUGACCGAGGUUGCUCUUGGAGAUCGCCUAUAUGUGGACUCCACCGUGCUUGACACGGAGAAGGCUGGAGAAGACCUUCUGGCCAAUUUGCAUUCUCCUGUCAUCAUCGAUGCCCGGGAUCCUGGAGAGGUCGAGGGGAAGAAGGGAGGCGAAGCGCUCGAGGGCUGCAUCCACGUGCCGUUGAACAUGGAUGGCAUGAAACAGUCGGACCGUCCAACAACGAAGGAAGAAUUCCUGGAGAAGCUGACUGCUGCAGAGGCUUUGCCCAAAGAUCAGUCGCAGCCCAUCAUCACUCACUGCGGCAACGGUGGCAGGGGCGGCAAGGCCGCUGCGCUGCUCCGGGACCUGGGCUACUGGAAUGCCCAUAACGGCGGCUCGCCGGACCGGAUCCGGGAGGCACGGAGAAAACCACCGGCUGCUGCACCGCUCUCGCAGCCGCCCGCAGUCGCCGAGAGCUCUGUUCUAGCCGGCUUGCAUGAUCCCGUCAUUAUCGACGCCAGGGAUUCUAACGAGGUGGAAGGACUGAAAGGCGGCGCGGCCCUUGAAGGCUGCCUCCACGUUCCGAUGAACAUCGACGGCAAGAAGCAGACCGAACGGCCCACCACCACAGAAGAGUUCUUUGCAAAGCUCCAAGCUGCAGGUGCACUUCCCGCAGAUCUGGGAAAGCCCAUCAUCAGCCACUGCGGCAGCGGCGGCCGUGGAGGGAAGACAGCACUGAGACAGAUGAACGGAAUCUAUGGAAAGUCAGAUGACGAUUCGACAGCGAAUGGGAAGUUCGUGGAGGGCAGUAUGUCUGCCCAGGUAGAGUUUUUCCAGAAGUUGGUUCAACUUGUGGAGGUGCAGAUUCACGGAGAGAUUGAGUUCAAGAAGCAUAUCGAAGCUGUGGUGGUGCAUCCUUCCCGGCGCAAAGGCAAACAUCUUGAAAAGAUAGAAGCCUGGUGCCGCGCGAUCAAUGUUCCCCUCCUGCGAAUGCCCGAGUACUGCGACGGCACGGCCUUCGAUGCCCCCUGGCCCCACGCCUCGGGGUCCCAGCUUGUGGCGGAGACACCCCUCUGGAGAUGGAGACCCUUGCACUCCACUGGACCUUGGGUGAGGUUCGAUGUUAUUUCGUCCUCAGUCCUGGAGGCCCGACGGCGGGAUGUCAGCGAUGAGCUCCCCUGCCUCCCUGCGGGUAAUGUCUGCAACCUGAACCUCUCGGCCAUGACCGCCAGAGUCUUCGUGGACCGGAGCGAGGUCGAGCUGAGCUUGCAGCGCCGCACUGCUGGCGCAGGUGCUCGGGAGCGUGCGAGCGAAAACCGAUCUCGCAACCACAAAUCCUUUGUUUGGGAGUGGUGCGCUUCAGCGAGCGGCCACGGCUCUUGGUGUGCAUACGACGCGGAACGCACGUCCUCGCUUGAGAAGGCCUGGUGCAAUCGCCUUUCGCGACUGAGCUUCAGCAUGAACGGAGUGAAUUACAACGUCGACUUCGAGCUCAUGGUGCAGGUCAACUGCGAGACAAGAUAUCGCAGACUUGUCCGUCGACGUCCUGCAUGA
Messenger RNA from Symbiodinium sp. CCMP2592, 2031 nucleotides. NCBI's taxonomy places the organism in Eukaryota, Dinophyceae, Suessiales, Symbiodiniaceae. The record is from the annotation of a GenBank genome assembly.